This is a messenger RNA of Drosophila albomicans, 1781 nucleotides long. It is a transcript of the gene Tre1, whose product is annotated as protein trapped in endoderm-1. The coding region runs from base 465 to 1583 and encodes 372 amino acids. The transcript is spliced from 7 exons. The record is from RefSeq and is a predicted model, not a curated record. Gene Ontology annotation, molecular function: G protein-coupled receptor activity. Lineage: Eukaryota; Metazoa; Arthropoda; Insecta; Diptera; Drosophilidae. Gene Ontology annotation, biological process: G protein-coupled receptor signaling pathway. Gene Ontology annotation, cellular component: membrane.
UGUUGUUGUUUCGCCGCCAGAUUCGGACGUGUAUUUUCCCAAUCUUUCUGCCAUGCAAUUGACUAACUUAAUUUUAAAAUUUCGCUCAUGUUUUUGUUGUUGACAAACGUUAUUUGUUUUUGUUAUUAGCGCAAACACGACGUAACAUUGAUCUCCACAGCCGAAUCGAGUCUUCAACAACAACAACUACGACACAAUGUCUAGUCCGCCUGCGUACGACAAGUUUGCUACCAAUUUCGAAUAACAUUUAAACAAUUUAGUGUGUGCGUGCGUGCGUGUGUGUAUGUUUGCGUGUUAGUUUAAGCCGUGUAUGUGAAGAAGUGCAAACAAAAGUAAAACGUGAAGCAUAUCAAAAUGCAAUUACAAUUACACUUCACGCAAUUCCAUAGUGUUUAGUUUAGUGGCGCCAUCUAGAAGUCCCAAAUUGUACUAUCUUCACCGUCUGCAGUUGAUCAAAAAACGGCAUGGACGUUCCCACACAGUCUAUAUACCCGCAUUCCGCAACGCUUUUCGCUGCCAUUUGUGCCUGUGUCUUUGUGACCAUCGGCGUAUUCGGAAAUCUAAUUACGCUUCUGGCGCUGCUCAAAAGUCCAACGAUACGCGAACAUGCGACGACAGCGUUUGUCAUCUCGCUCAGUAUAUCGGAUCUGCUCUUCUGCUCCUUCAGCCUGCCAUUGACAGCCGUUCGAUUCUUUCAGGAGAGCUGGACUUUCGGCAGCACUUUGUGCAAGAUAUUUCCAGUGAUCUUCUAUGGCAAUGUCGCCGUCUCGCUGCUCAGUAUGGUGGGCAUUACACUCAAUAGGUACAUACUCAUCGCUUGUCACAGCAGAUACUCACAGAUCUACAGGCCCAAGUACACGACGCUGCAGCUGUUGUUCGUUUGGGCCGUUUCCUUCCUGCUACUGCUACCUCCAAUUUUGGGCAUUUGGGGCGAAAUGGGACUGGACGAGGCAACCUUCUCCUGCACAAUACUCAAAAAGGAUGGCAAAUCGAUUAAGAAAACACUAUUCCUCAUUGGUUUUCUGCUGCCAUGUUUGGUCAUCAUCAUUUCAUACUCCUGCAUCUACAUAACUGUGCUGCAUCAGAAGAAGAAGAUACGCAGUCAUGAUAAUUUCCAAAUUGGCGCUGCCGGCGGUGCAAAGAAUGCAUCAGCAUCGGGCUCGUAUGUGACGACAACGAGUACAAGGAAGGCGAGAGAGGAUAAUCGCCUCACUGUGAUGAUGGUCACCAUAUUUUUGUGCUUUCUCAUCUGCUUCCUGCCGCUGAUGCUGGCCAAUGUGGUGGACGAUGAGCGCAAAACCAAUUAUCCUUGGCUGCAUAUCAUUGCCUCUGUGAUGGCCUGGGCGUCCAGUGUCAUCAAUCCGAUUAUCUAUGCAGCCAGCAAUCGCAAUUACAGGGUGGCGUACUUUAAGAUAUUCGCAUUGCUCAAGUUCUGGGGAGAACCGCUGUCGCCGAUGCCAAGUAGAAACUAUCACCAAAGCAAAAACUCAAAGGAAUUAUCGGGCGUUAUUCGCAGCACGCCAUUGUUUCACGCUGUUCAAAAGAAUAGUAUCAACCAAAUGUGCCAAACAUAUUCAGUAUGAUGAGUCUUUUGUAUUCGACGACGAGUUUGCAAUACACACACCAAUUAAUCUACUUAUUAAUCAUAUGUAUUUUUUUUCCCCUAAUUUAUACAAAUCUACAUACAUACUAUAUAUAAAUUUAUUAUAUUAUAUUCGAGAGCACAGAAGAAAACGACAACAAAAAUAUAGAGAAUAUUAUAUUGUGACGAUAUAAACCAU